Messenger RNA from Tricharina praecox, 857 nucleotides. RefSeq lists its product as uncharacterized. Bases 31 to 444 code for a protein of 137 amino acids. The transcript has a single exon. The record is from RefSeq and is a predicted model, not a curated record. Lineage: Eukaryota; Fungi; Ascomycota; Pezizomycetes; Pezizales; Pyronemataceae.
GGCAGCAACGGCACGUCGCGCCCAGGCGCAAUGCUCGAUUCCGACGCCGUUCCCGCCUCCUCCAACCCCAACCGCGCGUCCGUAAUCCUCAAGGCCCAGCCGCUCACCGCCGAGGAGAAGCAGGGCAUGCACCACGCGCCCGGCACGCUGUUUAUCCGCACGUGCGAGGAGGACGAGAACGGCGUGGGCGAGUGCAAAGAGCACCGCAUGAAGCCGCGCAAGGGUGGGACCACGCAGAAGUGCGCCUUCUGCCUCAAGGGUCCGUUCGCAAAUAUGUGGGUGUGUCUCGACGGCGAGGACGGCGUGCCUGAGGCCGCACCGGAGAAUGCGAGACUUGGAGGUGUAAGAGAGCGCGAUGAGAAGAAGGGCGGCAGGUGUGGCUUCGCUAUCUGUAGGAUGUGCUGUAAUGAACAGGUCCAGGAGGGGCAGGCGGAGAUUUUCUGAACUUGUUUCUUCGAGACUCUUCGACAGGCUUGAUUGCAUUUGUGUAUACGGUUUGGUGUCAACUUUGAUUUUUUAUUUUUUCUGGGUAGUAUUCGUUUCCUACAAUUUUUAUUUUUUUCUGGGCUUCAUUUCAAGGUUGGGCGCGGUAUUCUUUUCGAUUGAUUGAUUGUUCGUGCUCUUUUUAGUUUUCUUUUUCUUUUUCUUAUAUUUUUUUUAUAUUUUUCAUACGGGUUGGGGAAGGGAAUGGCAACGACGGGAGGGCUAGCAACGACAGGAGGGGGACGGGGAUGGGGACGGACAGAGAUACCAUAUGUACUGGUAUGAUACAUCAUGUCACAUACCACGCAAGCAAGCACGCAGUUCGGUCUCGGAUCAGGAACUGUGAAUGCAAAAGGCACGCAAGGAAAAAAUAG